Brassica napus (rape) is the source of this 634-nucleotide messenger RNA. RefSeq names its product ATP-dependent Clp protease proteolytic subunit 5, chloroplastic-like. The transcript is spliced from 5 exons. Gene Ontology annotation, molecular function: ATP-dependent peptidase activity; serine-type endopeptidase activity; ATPase binding. Gene Ontology annotation, biological process: protein quality control for misfolded or incompletely synthesized proteins. Gene Ontology annotation, cellular component: endopeptidase Clp complex. The record is from RefSeq and is a predicted model, not a curated record. Bases 87 to 596 code for a protein of 169 amino acids. Lineage: Eukaryota; Viridiplantae; Streptophyta; Magnoliopsida; Brassicales; Brassicaceae.
GGCUUUUAAGUGUUGGAAGCGGAAAAGGAUAAGGGGGGGCGGAGGAAGGAAGUUCAUCGCCGGCGACGGAAUUGAAGAAGAAGAAGAUGGGUCAUGCAUGCGUCUCGACAUCGUCGGCUUCUUCUCUGAGGAUUACAGCUGGAUUCGUCUCCAAUGGCUCUUCCUCUUUCGAUUCUCAGAAGCUUUCCCUCCCUCUUCCUUCAAGAAAGACGAACAAGUUAGUUAGCGAGAGAAAGAACUGGAAGAGGUCAUCAUCAUCAUCAUCAUCAUCAUCAUCAUCAUCAUCAUCAUCAUCAUCAACUCGGAAGGCUGUAUACUCCGACGGCAAUCUCUGGACACCUGCGCCUCCCUCUCCUCAAGGAGUUUGGUCCAUAAGAGAUGAUUUACAAGUCCCUUCUUCUCCCUAUUUUCCUGCCUACGCUCAAGGACCGCCUCCUAUGGUUCAAGAGCGUUUCCACAGUAUCAUUUCCCAACUCUUCCAAUAUAGGAUUAUUCGUUGUGGUGGUGCUGUGGAUGAUGAUAUGGCCAACAUCAUCGUUGCUCAGCUUCUUUACCUUGAUGCCGUUGAUCCUACUAAGGAUAUUGUCAGUAUGUGAAUUCUCCUGUGGCUCUGUUACUGCUGGUAAUAUUUACA